Molecule: messenger RNA, 1950 nt
Organism: Dioszegia hungarica
Lineage: Eukaryota; Fungi; Basidiomycota; Tremellomycetes; Tremellales; Bulleribasidiaceae
Product: putative DNA repair and recombination protein pif1, mitochondrial precursor
Exons: 9
Coding region: 1-1950 (649 amino acids)
Biological process (GO): DNA repair; telomere maintenance
Molecular function (GO): ATP hydrolysis activity; DNA helicase activity
Source: RefSeq, a predicted model, not a curated record
AUGCCAGCCGCAGCAUUCGCUCCCACAAAGAGACCGAUCUCUAGGAUCAACAGCAUGAAGCGCGACUGGGAAGAAGAGGAGGAACAGGCGGUACCAUGGUCGCAGAGUCCACCACGAGUUGGCCGAAAAGGCGCCCUCCCCACCCGCGAACCCUCCCCUCCACCCAUGCAAGACCCCCUCGAGACCGCCGCGGACCGAAGAAGAAAGGCCAUCCUGGCCGCCAUGUCGGGCGACCAGAACUCUGCGCCGCCGACCAAGUCGGCCAGUGCGCCGGCCAGACCCGUCGCUGGCUCGUCUAAUUCGUCUCGCUCGACAACGGGGUCGUCCACUACGGCUGUAGGGACGAGCAGUAGUGCCCGAGCGCCGCUGCGGGAGGUGCAGGAGUUGCCAAGUUUGACGGCUGCGUGGGGGGGGGACAAGAAGCGGUCGAUGCCGUGGGAGGGAGACCAACCAAACAAGAAGCCCGUCCGGACCACAUCGAGCAAGAGCAACAAGUCAGACGCGAGCACGGGGGCGAUGAAUAUCGUACAAAAGAUAUCGCUCAGUCUGGAGCAGCAGAAGGUGUUGACGUUGGUGGUACAAGAGGGCAAGAACAUCUUCUUCACGGGUUCAGCAGGAACCGGCAAAUCCGUCCUUCUCCGUGAGAUCAUCAAGAAUCUUCGACAAAAGCACGUCAAAGCGCCCGAUGCUGUCGCCGUUACCGCCUCGACAGGUAUCGCCGCGUGCAACAUCGGCGGUGUCACACUGCACUCGUUUGGCGGGGCGGGGCUGUGUCUUGAGCCGGUGGACGUGCUGGUGUCCAAGAUCAAGAAGAAUAAGAAGGCAGCGGCGAGGUGGUUGCGGACAAAGGUGUUGAUCAUCGACGAGUUGUCAAUGGUGGACGGCGAACUCUUCGACAAGUUUUGCAAGAUCGGCCAAAAGAUGCGCAAGAACGAGAAACCCUUCGGCGGGAUCCAGGUCAUUGUCACUGGCGAUUUCUUCCAGCUUCCACCGGUCACCAAGGGCGGCAAGUCACCAAAAUUCUGCUUUGACGCGGCGACAUGGAAGGAGACGAUCAGCAUGGAGGUGAAUCUUACAAAGGUGUUCAGGCAGAAGGAUCAGACCUUUGUCAACAUGCUGAACGAGAUGCGAUUCGGUCGUAUGUCUCAGGACACCAUCGCGCGGUUUAAGGCACUCAACCGCCCGCUCAAAUUCGACGACGAUAUUCAGCCAACGGAGCUCUUCCCGCGCCGCGAGGACGUCGAGCGGUCCAAUACAUUCCGGCUCAACGCGCUCGAUGCUGAGACCCAAACUUACACCGCCAGCGACACAGGGGCAGUCACCGACCCGGUACAGCGUGAGAAGAUGCUCGCCAAUUUCAUGGCGCUUCAACAACUCGAGCUAAGGGUCGGCGCCCAGGUCAUGCUCAUCAAGAACGUCGAUGAGCAGCUCGUCAACGGGUCGAUCGGCAAAGUCAUGGGCUUCGUUCACAAGGCGCUCUUCACGACCGACUUGCAGGGGCGGUGGAUGCCCGAGGGAGAUUUGGCGGAUUUGGAGGAGAAUGAGAGGGAGAAGCGAGAGCGGUUACGCGAGAUGCUUUUGGCCAGGGCGUCAAGCUCGAUGAAAGUACUACCUGUGGUGGAAUUCAGGGUACCGGGCGGGACAAGGCACAUGUUGGUGGAGCACGAUACGUUUAAAAAUGAGCUGCCGAAUGGGGAAGUGCAGGUGCAAAGGUCUCAGCUACCUCUCAUCCUUUCCUGGGCGAUGUCGAUACAUAAAAGCCAAUCAGCGUUAGAACGAGUCAAGGUCGACCUCGGCAAGGUGUUCGAGAAGGGCCAAGCGUACGUUGCGCUGUCGCGAGCAACGUCCCUCGAGGGGCUGCAGGUCAUGGGUUUCAGUGGCGAUAAGGUGCAGGCGCACCCGAGGGUGGAAAUAUGGUCUCGUAACCUCAGAGACCUCAAUACUGUCUGA